AUGAAGACGAUAACACCAGCUCCCGUGCCUAAAACUUAUAUCCGCAUGCCAAGAAGGGGUUUUCCACCAAAUCCUAUGCCUGAGAAUUAUGUGCGGUUGGAUCAGAUCACUGACGAACUAUAUGAUAUGUUCUGUAAAGAAGUCAUCGAUGAAGUUGAGCAAGAAUGUAGCGCUCAGGAACGAAAACUUCUAGAUAAUAUGAGUUCCUCGGGAGACUUUGGGGCGGCUGUGGACUUCUAUGAUGAGAUAUUGGGAGAGCUGCCGGUGGUAAUGGUGCAUAUGCGAACGUCUAAGGUGUUCUUGUCACCAUCAUUGAGGGAGAAAUGCAUUGAGAAAGUGAUAGCAGUCAAGAAGUCCGAGCCGAGUCCAAUUUGUGCUGCGUUGGCCCAUAUUCAACAACUGUUCGUAGGAUUUCCGCCGGAAAUCCGGUUGCGUCACAUGUUGGUAGCUGAAUUGGAGAGACAAGAGCCUGGUACCCUGUCCGAAGACGACAAGCGGAUAAUGGCGCUUCCUCCCUCGGCACGCUUCACUGCUAGACCCAAAUGUAAUUCUCGAGAGUUAGUUGUACCUGUUUGGAUUGCAUCAUCAUCCAUUGAGAUUUGGUGGCUUGGGAUUGCUUCUCCGCCGUUGCAAUACGCAACAGACUACCAGCUCGAUCCCGCGAAGAACAUCAAGCAGGUAUAGAA
Messenger RNA from Strongylus vulgaris, 686 nucleotides. NCBI's taxonomy places the organism in Eukaryota, Metazoa, Nematoda, Chromadorea, Rhabditida, Strongylidae. The record is from the annotation of a GenBank genome assembly.